AUGAUCGAGAUCUCGAAAAUAGAUGCAAUAUUGGGAUUGCUGUUAAUGUUUUUCGCCAUAUUUAUGAUGAAUGUAUCCAGUGUCUACAUAAAGCUGAUACUGCAGUCAAAUUCGACAUUUACUGCUAUCGAAGUAAUGUUCGUGAGGGGAUUCUUCUAAAUGAUUAUUAAUCAACUAGUAAUGUAGGUUUUUAAUAUGCUUACUUCAUUCAGUGGUGUAUUGGUCAUAGUUUACUUCUCAGCUUAAGAUAAUGCCAAAUAGCAAUCCACUGGAUUGGCUCAAGUAUCACACUUCAUGUUUAUUGCAGCAAUAGUGAUGAACUUUGUCUCUGCAACUGCAAUAGGGUUCACCAAUGUUGUCAUUAAGUAGCUAAAAGGAUUACAUUGGUCUAUCUUAUCCGGAUUUUAAGGAUCUAUGAGCUUAGUAGCGUCAUUAAUUAUUUGGCUUCUCUAUAGAUUCGUUUAUAUAAGAGAGUCUUUCUAGUAUAAUUUUACUCUUAAUGAUUAUCACUAUAUGAUCGGACUUGGAAUAUUUGCAGGUUUUGGCCAAAUAUUUUGGGUUAAAGCUCUAUUGCUAGACAAAGCAGGCAGAUGUGCAUCCCUAACACUUUUAAACAUAGUGUUUGGCUUUUUCUUUGAUGUUUUGAUUUUCAACUAUAAUUUAAGGAUUUAUGAGAUACUGGGUGGAUCUGUCAUUAUUUUGUGCUCUGCAUUAGUAUUUAUAAUAAAACUGAGAACUAAAAAUGAAUGA
Messenger RNA from Stylonychia lemnae, 750 nucleotides. NCBI's taxonomy places the organism in Eukaryota, Ciliophora, Spirotrichea, Sporadotrichida, Oxytrichidae. The record is from the annotation of a GenBank genome assembly.